This is a messenger RNA of Nothobranchius furzeri (turquoise killifish), 3716 nucleotides long. It is a transcript of the gene mvk, whose product is annotated as mevalonate kinase. Lineage: Eukaryota; Metazoa; Chordata; Actinopteri; Cyprinodontiformes; Nothobranchiidae. The record is from RefSeq and is a predicted model, not a curated record. Gene Ontology annotation, biological process: isopentenyl diphosphate biosynthetic process, mevalonate pathway; cholesterol biosynthetic process; isoprenoid biosynthetic process. Gene Ontology annotation, molecular function: mevalonate kinase activity; ATP binding. Gene Ontology annotation, cellular component: cytosol; cytoplasm.
ACAGGGAAUGGAUGCUAUGCUCGUCUUUUUUGUAUGGGUCUGUUUUUAGUCUGUCACGUUUGUCUGAAAGCUUCUACAUGGCAGAUUAGUGGUAUUUGUUAAAACAAACAAACAGGUGCUUCGGUAAAUGUCAAAUGGUUGUCAGUCUUUUUUGGAUUUUUUUUCCAAACAAAAACUGGUCGCGAUUCUCUCAGCAGAUUAUCUGUAGCUAAACCUGUCAUUGAUACUGCCAGUGAGAAGUUGGAUUUAGGACACGUUUUGGCUGUGGAACCUGUUACAGAGAUGAAGGUCAGGGAUUGUCUGGUUUCUGCUCCUGGGAAGGCCAUCCUCCACGGAGAGCACGCUGUUGUUCACGGAAAGGUGGCUCUGGCUGUGAGUUUGAACCGCAGAACAUAUUUACACUUAAAAGCCACCUCUGAUGGCACAGUGUGCAUCAACCUCCCUAACAUUGACACCUUCCUCUGCUGGAACCUCUCCGAGCUGAAGCAGCUUUUGCCUUAUUUUUGUGGUCAAAGGGAGGCGGGACAGCGUUUGGAUUUUGAUCUUUUGAAGCGACUGCGUGAUUUUAUGGGUCUGACUAAUGGAAAUUUGGAUACCAGCAACAUGGCCACCUUAACCUUCCUCUACAUCUACAUGUCACUGUUUGGAUCAGGGGAGCUGCCCAGCCUGAAGGUGUCGGUGUGGUCGGAGUUACCGACCGGAGCCGGACUCGGGUCAAGCGCUGCCUACUCUGUGUGUUUAGCUGCAGCUCUGCUCUGUGCAAGCGGAGCCAUCCCAGCUCCUCUCAAAGAGUGGGAUCACACGGCCAGGUGGCAUCAGGAGGACCUGGAGCUCAUCAACAGCUGGGCGUUCCAAGGAGAGAUGAUCAUCCACGGAAAUCCUUCAGGAGUGGACAACACAGUGGGAACGUGGGGAGGCAUGCUGAGAUUUUUAGCGGGGAAGAUAAUACCGCUCAGCAGGGUACCUUUAAUAAGAAUCCUCCUCACAAACACCAAAGUACCUCGUAGCACCAAGGUACUUGUUGCCAGGGUGAAGGACAGAAUUAACAAGUUUCCACCCAUCAUGAUCCCCGUACUCGACACAGUUGAUGCCGUUUCCAGCACUUGUGAAAAAGUCCUUACAGAGAUGACUCGUGAGCCUAUCACAGGAGAGCACUACAAUACCCUAGAGGAGCUCAUUGACAUCAACCAGCAUCUUCUGAAUGUGAUGGGAGUGGGUCACCCCGCCUUAGACAUGGUGUGUCGGGUCACGUUGGCCAAGGGGCUCCACAGCAAGCUGACGGGUGCAGGGGGAGGAGGAUGUGGCAUCACCCUGCUGAGACCAGAAACUGACUCGGCGAUCAUCCAGAGCACGAUGCAGGACUUGAAAGACUGCGGCUUUGACUGCUGGGAGACGAGCAUCGGUGGACCAGGUGUGCAGCAGCAUUCCCCCUUCUCUAUCAAGGAGGAAAUUCUGGAGAUUUUAAAUCGUUACGGAGUUCCACGUGUGACUGAACAAGAAGACGGACUCACCUUAUGACCUCCUUUUGCUCGAGGCUUGAGAUUUACUGAACUAGUUCUGGGAGCUGAACUUGCCUAAUCCUUUCAAAGUCAUGUGACCUCUAUGUCCACUAGGUGGCAGCAGAGUUGCACAAAUAGGUUAGAUGUAUUUAGCUGUUUUUCACCCUAAUAGACACGAACAUUUCCUGUAGGUAUUAGUCUUAAAAAAUGAUAUUAUUGGAUUUUUUUAUGCAGAAUAAUGUUAAAGGAUUUAUUUUUCAGGAUAUGACCUAUAAACAUAAAUCAUUUACUAAGAAAUGAUAUCUAUCAAGGAUUCAACAAAGUUUCUUGUUUUAAUGGUGAUUUUGCUUUAAACAGAAAUGAUGAAAUAUAAAAUGAUGCCUCUGUGAUUCCAAGAAUAUUUCCCCCUUCAGUUAAACUGGUUGUGUUGUUUUGCUGUUAGAGGGAGGAGAAGGAAGAACAGCAGGAGCGCCGGGCCUCUCUGGAGGUUCUGGAUUAGUGCAGCUAUAAUGUGAAUAAACAACAAGCUGCAUCCUUCUGAGUUACACAUUUGUGCUGACACAGACACAAACACACGACAGCUUUCCCCAAAUUCUCCUCCCGUCUAAUUGCUCAUCCUCCUAAGCAUCACAAAAUAUGCUGUAAAUACCACGGAUGCAGGAGACCGAUCUGUUUUCCAGUAUCCCUGAUCUGUGGUAAAGGUCAUUGUGGGAUUCAGCUCAGUUUGAAUAUCCAUUUCAUUUUCUAUUUUUUAAAUGUCAUGAAGAUUGAGUAGUCCAAAUCUGGCAGUGUACGUGAAUAAACGCCAUUUGUCACCCUCCCUCCCUUUUUCCUGCCCGGUGCCCCCUCUGUCCUUUUGAAUUGUGUCAUCUUUAUGUCAGGGCAGCCCCCCGUCAGCGUGCUGCACAGUUGCCCGUAACCCCUGCUGGAAUUUAAUUACCACUGUGCUUUUCAAUUGAAAUGGCAUUGAGGAGAGUAGGAGGGGGGUGAGGAGGUGGGGGAGACAACGAAGCCAGUUUUAUUUGAAACCCCUCUUUUUUUAUUUUCUGUCUCAUUUUCUCUCAGGCCUUCUUCUUUUACCCCUGCAAGGCACAGUUGGUAUUUUUUUAUAUCAAUGUCAGUGCCUACCUCUUUUUGCUCUGAUGAAUAGAAUCUAAGGAGGACCUGAGAUUAUUUCAGAUAACCCAGGGAGGGAGGGAGGAAAGCGGGUCACGGAUAUGAGGAGCAUGUCAGAAUUAGAGAGAUACGGUAGGAACAGGGUGCCGCUAACAUCGUGCGGAGCGGCACGUACAAAUCAUUUAACAUUUUGGGUGUUUUAGGGAGUUUUGUCUGGUUGAAUCAAUGCGAGCGAAGCGAGGAUGAAUAAUUCAUUUUGUCCAAGCAGGAGGAAUGAAAUGCUAAAUGUGAAUUUGCUGAGUGGUCUUGCACACUGUGGCACAUUCCCUCUGGUCCCCCGUCAACUGGUGAAAUGCUUGUCAGGAACCAUUAAGAUUGAAUACAAAAUUAGAUCUGGCUGACAAGAUAUCAUGAUGCUGAUGUCCAGUGGUUUUUGCUAAUGGGGUUUCAGCAUAUGGCUACUCACAGUGGGCAUUUGCAUUCAAAUAUAUACAGGCCGCUGGUGCUGGAUCACCAUUUAUCAAAAAUGUCUGUUUUGUGUAUAAAUGAUUGGGAAAGAUUUGUGCUUCCGUCGUCUCUCUGCAGCAUCAACAUGAUGAGCUCUCCCCCGUCACGAUGGAGCUGCGUGAUCCUCCUGGGGGUGUCUGCCCUUUCAGUAAGUGAAGGCUAGUGGCUCCAGCAGUGGUCCAAUAAAGACAGCAAGGUGGAAAGAUAUCUCCAAAGAACUCACUCUAAACAGAUUACAGCUCCGAGUAAAUACGCAUGCAGGUGUAGUCAAGUCAGAAUCUCCAAAGAGGGCUGUUGGGUAUUUUUAUAAUUGUACCUUUUUGAGGCCUAAAAGACGCCCAUUUUGUGUUAUUAAAACUUCAUGAAUCUCUGUGUUUGCCAACUGUUCAUGAAAGGUUGAGCAAGGAUGUUGAUUGUGGAUUUCCAAAGAAACCUCUGUACCACUGUAACCUGAGAAGGCCCCGCCUUCUCCUCCAUCCAUUGUGAAUAAAGCCCCUGACGAACUAGGAGCACAUUGGGAGUGACGUGGGGAAGCCUCGGAGGAGGUUCCUCUGCGUUAACUCUCCAUAUUUUGGGGAUUCAGGGUAAAAUGUC